AUGAAGGAGCUGCUGGAGAGGAUCAAGCUGCUGCAGGAGGAGAUGGACCAGCAGCAGCAGGAGGCGCCGGGCAUGCUCAGCGUCUUCCGGGCGCUCAACCCCAACGAGAUGGUGGCCAGGAACACCCCCAAUUUCGACGUGGAGCGGAAGGAGGGCGGCGACACCCGGGUGGAGAUCUACUGCGCCGCCAAGCCGGGGCUGCUGCUGUCCACGGUGAGCACGCUGGACACGCUGGGGCUCGACAUCCAGCAGUGCGUCAUCAGCUGCUUCAACGACUUCGGCAUGCACGCCUCCUGCUCCGAGAUGCAGAGGGACAUGAUCAGCGCCGACGUGAUAAAGCAGGAGCUGUUCAAGAACGCUGGCUACGGCGGGGCUGCUUGUAGAGGGCAUGGGAGGAGGAAGAAGAAGGGGAGCAGGAGGCAGCAAUAA
This is a messenger RNA of Miscanthus lutarioriparius, 429 nucleotides long. The record is from the annotation of a GenBank genome assembly. Lineage: Eukaryota; Viridiplantae; Streptophyta; Magnoliopsida; Poales; Poaceae.